Molecule: messenger RNA, 1682 nt
Organism: Pipistrellus kuhlii (Kuhl's pipistrelle)
Lineage: Eukaryota; Metazoa; Chordata; Mammalia; Chiroptera; Vespertilionidae
Gene: PGCKA1
Product: chromosome unknown C4orf19 homolog
Exons: 5
Coding region: 502-1470 (322 amino acids)
Source: RefSeq, a predicted model, not a curated record
CCAUUGCACACCUGUGUCACGUUCGGGGAACCUGCUAGGAUUUCAGUCUUGGAAUACUACAAGCUUUUGGAGCACCUCUUUGGGGAAAAACAAAGGAGAAAGAUCGACAGAACAGCUCCAAUGUAGGUUUGAUGACUGAUGACGUCACAAGCCUGGAGAGGAAGAGAAGUUAAACUUCUAGAGAAACCUGAUGGACAAUCUUCACAACAGGGGAGACCCACAAACACAUCCCUGCACACAGAUGGCCCAUCAGAGCCAGUUCUAGGGGAUGCCAACACCUGUAUCGUAGACAUCGGCUGCUGCGAGUGCAAAUAUGGACCCUUUGAAGGUGAUAAGGGCUCCACAGAGUCUGGAGGUUUCUCACAAUCAAUGAAGCUCAGGUUCUUUAGUAGAAAGGGAAGCACAGCAGGAAAAUGUGGUGGGAGAGUUUGCAAAGCCUGCCGGGAAAGGAGGAACUGGCUCUGCCGAGGAGACAGAUAAUGAUAACGAAAAAUAAUCCAGAUGGGGUGCAGGUGCUGCAAAAUGAUACACAGCUAUCUCUUCGACCCAGUUCAAGUGCCCUCCCCGGGCUACGUCAACGAAGUGAGCAGCUGCAAGCUGGACGAGGAGGACACCGUGAAACUGAAAGGCAAACAGAGCGGCGAGGUCCCGGUGCACAGAAAUGACCUCCAGCGGGAGGGCUUGAGGAGGACGGGGAGCAGAGGCAGGAGGGCUGGGCCGCAGGAGCCCUGCUGGCCUCCCCAGGAGCCGCCCCCUCCGGGGGACACGGGAGGCGGCCCCUGUGCGGACAAGACUGGUGGUACCAUCAAUGGCAUCGGGCCCGCCGGGGACCCUGGGCCCUCCCAGGAUGGCACGGGCUCCUGGGCCAGUACCGCCAACAGCGUGCCCCCAGAUCACCCCUUCCCGGAAAGAGGGGGCGCCGGGGAGACGGACCCUGCGCUGGGGGACACCCGCGUCGUCUGGGACGGAGACUCCAGGGUUUCUCCCAAGGCUGAGUGUCCCACCGGGGACGUGCCGGACCCUGUCCCCCGGAUACCGGCCCCGGACUACCCUCCACACCAGGGCCCGGCUGGAGACCACGUGGAUCACGGGGGGAAAGAGGGGGUCCUCCAGGGCCACCCCGAGGAGGAGGAGCAGGAGGAGCGCCCGGAGGAAGCGCGCCCGGGCGCGGGGGAGCAGGGGCCGGACCUGCCCCUCUCCUUCCCGGGGAAGAGGAGCUGGGGUUCAGGGAAGAGGAGCUGGGGUUCGGUAAACGGGGCCGUGGCUGCAGAGGCCCUGAGCGUCCACCUGGAAGAAGGGGACCCCGCCCCAGCCGUGGCCGAUGGGAGGAGCGGGCGGGAGGACGCCCACAGCAGCGCCCCCGGAGGCGGGGAGGCCGAGGAGGAGGAGGAAGAGGACGCGGAGGUGGCCGAGGCCCUGGCGGCUCUGGCCGCGGCCACUGCGGGGGAGGAUGUGGACGACGCGGAUUAGGGGAGCGGGUUUGCACUGGAGCUGGUGUCACCAGGGGCGUCUUCGGGGGGUGAUGGCUCCGCAGAGCCGAGCUGGAUCUGCAGCCCUGCCUGCUGUUUACGGCCAGCCUCGUGCUGAUGGUGCAGAGCCCGCCCGUGCACCGCUACAUCCACACUGAGCGCGCCCCUGUGCGGACGGCCCAUCACUCAGGACACUGGGACAGAAAGCAGAGC